Cylicocyclus nassatus is the source of this 1121-nucleotide messenger RNA. NCBI's taxonomy places the organism in Eukaryota, Metazoa, Nematoda, Chromadorea, Rhabditida, Strongylidae. The record is from the annotation of a GenBank genome assembly.
GAAUCUGCUAUUUUAGUUAAGCGUCGAGCUGCAGUAAAUAACACAUGUGGCGUGAUCUUCCAGCAGAACUGAAAGUGAAAAUUCUGCAGUACCUACCAUUCAGAAGUCUGAUGCGGUUUAUGUUAUUGAGCAGAGAGUCGUUUUUGUUGGCCAGUAAAGCAAGAAUCAAAAUGGAAAGGAUUCAGCUCGAGGCCAAAAGAGCAAAUGCAGUUUUCCCCGUUAACAACAUGUGCCUGAUAGUCUUGCGUAAUAUUCCUGGGUCAUAUGAGGAGUAUAAAUUCAAUUUUUUCCCAGAUAGUAUGGGAGGAUGUAUCGUACAGAGAAGUGGAGCGCGUAGCGUGCAUUAUGAUCAGGACUAUGAAUUCACUGCCAUAGAAAUUCUGUUCCACUUCACAGACUUUUUAAACGUGCAGUUUUUGGAAAUUAUCCUACAUUUUCUGACGCCAGGAGUUGCGCAUGCACUGAAAAUGUUUUCCACUUCAACCUUGCUGGCGGAACGGUUCAAACUGGUCACGUCUGAUAGCUCCAUCAUACAUAAACUGCUUCCCUAUGUAGGAAGAAACACAUUUAGUAUUGAAAUAACUGGUGCUCCAAGUACGGAAUUUUUCGAUUAUGAAGUGGUACAAACCGUCCAAGAUCUUCAUGUUUAUCAGAAAGCGGAACUCUUCGACGAACAGCUGAGUCGACUGCAAGCAACUUCAUUGAGUAUCUCUUCACCUCACAUCAACUCAUUCUCCAUCAAUGGAUUAAUCACGCAGUGGCUAAGAGGAGAACGCACAAUUGUCUGUAUGCGUUUUUGCACUACCAAGAUGUUUCUAUGGGACAUCUUACUUGAGGGCAUUGAUCCAGCAAAGAUUGAGGACGUGGAUGUACCUGGAGAGUUCGACAUAACUAAAUCACUUCACAGUGGACAUGGAAAUCUGCGCAUAAGAAAUUCGGGUGGAUAUUGUGAACUGAAAUAUUACUCUUGACAUCCUGUUGUCUAGAAGAUCACUUGGGAUGAGAAUUAACAUCUAUUAUUUCUACACUUUACACUUCAUGUGCUAUGUCGACGACCUAGAACAGAGUGUAUUUUUAUAUUUAUUUUAUGUGUUACGCACAAGGCGUGCCAUAAGCGGAGC